Molecule: messenger RNA, 1564 nt
Organism: Hydra vulgaris (swiftwater hydra)
Lineage: Eukaryota; Metazoa; Cnidaria; Hydrozoa; Anthoathecata; Hydridae
Product: homeobox protein PKNOX2
Biological process (GO): regulation of transcription by RNA polymerase II
Molecular function (GO): RNA polymerase II cis-regulatory region sequence-specific DNA binding
Source: RefSeq, a predicted model, not a curated record
GCUAAUUUAAGCAAUUAAAGGUAGCGUUAUAAUUUGUUGUCGUUAUUUUAUUUAAAACGCUUUCAUUAUUCAGGAAGAAUGGAAGUCUUGUGCGCUACCAUUGAAAAAAUGGGUGCACUCGAAAAAUUCAAUGAAAAUGGGUACCAAAAUUCCACCCUGUGUUUCAGAAAUCACAUACCUUAAUAAUGUGAUACAGCGAUCAAAUUCUAUUUACAGUCAGAUCUCAUCACAAGACUGCUCACAUCAGAAUUUCCUUACUCAUCAACUUGCUAAUAUAUCUGAAAGUAUGGUCCCAGUUACAGUAAUGAAUGCUGUCCAAUCAAAUCAAGUUCAUUAUGCAUGUGCUGGAAUAAAUGAACAGCUAGUAGCUGUAACAGAUGUUUGUAAUUUAGUAAAUGAGAAAAUAGCUAUAUAUCGACAUCCACUUUUUCCUUUAUUAAGAAUAUUGUUUGAAAAGUGUGAGCUUGCUACAAAUUCAAUUGAAAACAUUGAUUCAGUAACAAUAUUUGAUUAUCAAAUAAAAACUUUUAUUACACAAAUGGCAAAAGAAAACAAGCCAUUUUUUACAGAUGAUGCAGAGGUAGAUGGAUUGAUGUUGAAGUCGUUACAAGUUUUGCGUAUUCAUCUGUUGGAACUUGAAAAAGUUAACGAAUUGUGCAAAGACUUUUGUUUAAGAUAUAUAUCAUGUCUUCGAGAAAAAUUAAGUAGUGAUAAUAUAAUGCGAACUCUUGACAUUUCUAGUACCCCUCCAUCUAGUCCUUCUAUGUCUAUUGUGCCUGAAUCUAAUCAAGUAGAACAAUUUUUAAACACAUCAGAAAAUUCAACUGUAAUAGAUUCAAAAGGACUUCUCAACUUGUCACUAAAUACUUCUAACGUGUUUUUUUCUUCACAUUCGCCUAAUCAGGAAUUAUCAGAUUCACGAGAUGUAAUAAGCAAUGAUUCAUCUACAAUUGCCUCUCCAGAUAUUUUGUGCAUUAUAAAAAAGUCUAGAUGUGGAAAAAGAGGAGUCUUACCAAAGCAUGCAACAAGUAUUCUCAAGAGUUGGCUUUUUCAACAUUUACUUCAUCCAUAUCCUUCUGAAGAAGAAAAGCGUAUUUUAGCACAGAAGGCAAAUUUAUCAAGUCUUCAGUUAAACAACUGGUUCAUUAAUGCCCGACGAAGAAUAUUGCAACCAACUUCAUCUUUAAAGAAUAACAAAAAGUCUAAGCAGAAAAAUGCUGCUCAGAAAGAUUGGACUAAUACUAUAGGAGUAUAUAAUGCUUACCGAACUGAAGCUUUGCAGCAACACGGAGGUAUAACUCCGCAACAUAUUGAUUUCAUUACACCUCAGAAUGCAACAAUGCUUGUAAAUAUUGCUGGAAAUGAUGAUCAAGUUGUUUUACCACAAACGCUUCAACUUGUUUCACAGAUUCGUGAUAUUUCAAAUGGAUAUUUACCUGUUAUUUCACAAACCUCGCAAGCCUCGAACUAAAAUAUUUGAACAGAAUGUUUUUUACUUUUUUUACAUGGAUUAUAAUUAUUGUAUAAAGUUUAUAAUAAUGAGAAAAUAUUUAUUUUUUACAAA